Molecule: messenger RNA, 1825 nt
Organism: Cannabis sativa
Lineage: Eukaryota; Viridiplantae; Streptophyta; Magnoliopsida; Rosales; Cannabaceae
Product: homeobox-leucine zipper protein ATHB-13
Exons: 3
Coding region: 508-1437 (309 amino acids)
Biological process (GO): positive regulation of DNA-templated transcription
Cellular component (GO): nucleus
Molecular function (GO): DNA-binding transcription factor activity, RNA polymerase II-specific; sequence-specific DNA binding
Source: RefSeq, a predicted model, not a curated record
CCCUCGUCUUGCUUCUCCUAAGAACAUUUUUUUCCCUUUCUUUUAGAACCAAUAAUUAUAAAAGAAAAGUAAAAUCUUCCUGCAAGCUGGUAAGGUAUAUAUAAGCCAUAGAAGAGUCAGCCAAUUUUGCUGCACUUGCUUCAACUAGAAGAGUUUAAAUCUCCUGUUGUUUUUUUUUUUUUUACCAAAGGGUUUCUUUCUUUUCUUACUUUUUUUUUUAUUAAAAAAAAAAAAAAAAAAAAAAAAAAAAAACUUGAUAUAUAUUUGCAAGUUCUCUCUAUAUAUUUCUCUUAGUUUUUUUUCUUCUCCUCCAUAUAAGCUAAGGCUCUGAAAACCUAUUGAGUCUUUCUGCCACAUUCUUUGCUAACUAUAUUAGCUAAUUACACAAAUGCAACCAAGAUCAUCAUCUCAACUUCUUGGAUUGGUUUUUAUCUUUAGGUGAACUCUUUCCUUGGAAAAAAAAAAUAUAAAUAAACAAGGAAAAAAAAGGUUGUAGCAGUGAUCAUCAUGAGUGGAAGUGGCAUGGCCUUCUUCCCUACAAAUUUUAUGCUUCAAACUCCAAGUGAAGAAGAUCAACAUCAUCAUCAUCAUCAUCAUCAUAACCCUCAUCAUCACCCUCCAACCUCUCUGAAUCAGAUCAAUCUACCACCCUGCACACCUCAAGAAUUUCAUGGAGUGGCAUCGUUUCUAGGUAAGAGAUCGGUAUCGUUUUCGGGUAUCGAGCUAGGAGAAGAAGGCAAUGGAGGAGAAGAUGAUUUAUCCGAUGAUGGAUCUCAAGCAGGGGAAAAGAAGAGGAGACUUAAUAUGGAACAGGUUAAGACACUUGAGAAGAACUUUGAAUUGGGGAAUAAGCUUGAGCCAGAAAGGAAAAUGCAGCUAGCUAGAGCUCUUGGUCUGCAACCAAGACAAAUUGCUAUUUGGUUUCAGAAUAGGAGAGCUAGGUGGAAGACUAAACAGCUUGAGAAAGAUUACGAUCUUCUUAAGAGACAAUUUGAAGCUAUCAAAGCUGAUAAUGAUGUUCUUCAAGCUCAGAACCACAAACUUCAAGCAGAGAUAUCGGCUCUAAAAAAUAGAGAGCCAACUGAAUCAAUCAAUCUUAAUAAAGAAACAGAUCAAGGGUCUUGCAGCAACAGAAGUGAGAAUAGCUCUGAUAUUAAGUUGGAUAUCUCAAGAACACCAGCAGCAAUAGACAGCCCACUUUCGAGUCAUCCAAGGGCUCUUUUUCCAACCUCCAUCAGGCCCAAUUCAGGUCAUCAUGUGGCUCAGCUCUUUCAGACCUCGUCUUCAGCAAGAUCAUCAGAUCAACAACUCCAAUAUCAGAAGAAUGAUCAUCAUCAUCAUCAUGUGGUCAAAGAAGAGAGCUUAAGUAAUAUGUUUUGUGCUAUUGAUGACCAAUCUGGGUUUUGGCCAUGGUUGGAACAUCAACAGUUUAAUUAACUUAAGUGGUCGAGAGAGACUCUUUCAAAGAAAAGAAAAACAAAAAUAAACAACAAAGAAAAAGUACAUUUUUUAAAGAGUCGGUCAAAUAUAUAUUGGGUUAACCAAUAUAUGUUACACCACAACCGUGAAUGUGCUAUCAAGGUGAUAUAAAAGAUGAUCGAUCAAUACUGCGACCAACUGCCAUAUCUGUAAUUAAUUAAGUUCGAUAUGUCCAUGUUUUUGGGUACUUGGCCGGGAGAGUGUUGUUGCAUGUAUAAAGUAGAUAUAUAUAUUAUUAUAUCAUCACCAUCAAGUUUUACUAGCAGCUACUUGAGUUUUCUUUCUUUAUUUUUUUUUUCCUGAUUACAUCUUUAUUGGAGGAUUAAUAAAGGGUUUUGUUUUUGAA